Molecule: messenger RNA, 1257 nt
Organism: Peniophora sp. CBMAI 1063
Lineage: Eukaryota; Fungi; Basidiomycota; Agaricomycetes; Russulales; Peniophoraceae
Source: the annotation of a GenBank genome assembly
AUGACGCUUGGGGCAACACCUUUACCGGAGUAUCUCGAAUACGUCAACAAGCAUCCAGAACGGCUACGACUCAUAGAAACGCGCCGUGUUCAAUGGGAUCCCGCGGUAUUGGCGGGAAGGACCCUUCCCCUUCUGGAGAGGGCUUUACUUGUUCCCAAGCUUCACCACACGGGACACCACCCCGAUGUCUCGCCACUUGUCAUUCCUCGACUUGAGGAGUUGACUCUGACCCGCUUCUACAUUCCGUUUGUGGCGCCAAACCUGCGCAGCCUCUUCAUAUACAGCCUCGUGCCAUUCCAGCUUGAAGUCUUCGUGACGAUGCUCAACGCAUUACCCACCUUAACUUCCCUCAGACUUGACAACUGCCUACCCAAUAUCCUUGUGGAUGGUCAGGACGUGGGACGCAUUGCGCUACCACGGAUAUCAAACAUCGAUCUCCGGCAAAGCACAUGCACGGGCCUCAUAACUUUUCUCGAACUGCUUCGACCGAAUGGGCUGGAUAUCUCCAUCACUCUUUCGAUUGGAUACGCAUCCAAGUCUCAGGCAGAAUACGCCCAUCUUGCCGCAGCACUCCAUCCUUUCAUGCAUGGAACAUCCCGAGACACGGUUGACCUGAACUUCGAACCACCAGACUAUACGCCGCAACCAUCGUUUGCCGUCUACCAGUCUACCAGCAAUCGCAAUUCAGGGCGAACGGGGGAGAUUAGUGUCAGGGUGGAAGAUUGCGCCGAAGACGUAACACCUCUUUUCGCCUCUCUCCUCGAGCAGUUCGCGAUCUCUCAAAUACGACACCUGGUCUUGCUGUACGGCGAAAACCUGGAUGAGGGCAUGCCUACUCAUGACUUCCGCCGACUUUUGCGAGCGCCAUUAAUGUUUGCCGAGUCACUAAAGACCGUGCGAUAUGACAUACGGCAUCCCCUCUUCGAUCAGCAACACACAAGAUCCCGGAUAUGCACGCUCCUGUUCGACGGACGUACGACCUACCCGCACCUGAAAGAAUUGAUCUUGUCCGGAAGCGCAUGUUUGUGCGUUUUGACCGAUCAAGAAGGGGCAUCGAAACUACUUUCGUGGCUCAAGGAUCGGAGAGCGGCAGGCUCGCCCUUGAAGACGCUUCGCCUGCGGGGUCUUUUCAGCUUAUACUACAACUCACAGAUUGAGGCGCUAGCUGAAGACGUCGUAUGGAGGUCAAUCCGGGCCAACGUGGCAGUUGUCGACGAGUGGGAAGUACUAGGCGUAAACAGGCUCUCUUCAAGUUGA